Molecule: messenger RNA, 2183 nt
Organism: Callorhinchus milii (elephant shark)
Lineage: Eukaryota; Metazoa; Chordata; Chondrichthyes; Chimaeriformes; Callorhinchidae
Gene: gdpd4a
Product: glycerophosphodiester phosphodiesterase domain containing 4a
Exons: 16
Coding region: 152-1921 (589 amino acids)
Biological process (GO): lipid metabolic process
Cellular component (GO): membrane
Molecular function (GO): glycerophosphodiester phosphodiesterase activity
Source: RefSeq, a predicted model, not a curated record
GGGGAUCACUGGGAGGACUUUCAGUCAAACCCAAACUCACUCACUCACACACACACACACACACAGUGUGAGCAGUGAUUGGGAGCAAAUCCAUUUCAAACUUGCUGACAGACAGACAGAGGGAGAGAGUGACUGACAGACUGACUGACUGAUGGGCAGCUCUCCGGGUGAGCAGACCAACACCAAGCCGGGCAGCUGGAAUGUCCUCCAGGGCCGGCUCCUCCAACGCUACGAGAACCAGCCCUGCCUGGCCUGCCUGGCCGGCCUGUACAGCUGUCAGUGGAGACGCUACCAGCGAGCCAAGACCCCACCAGGGGCAUUCUGCUGCAGCAAGGUAGAGUGUAGCUGUCUGCUGGUGUUGGUGGCUGCCUUUUGGCUCUCUCUGGUCCUCCUUUACUUUUGGAGCAAAGCACAGAACGACUACAUCAACUUUGACUGGAAUUUUUACAGUGGCAAAUGGAUCCCAUGGUCGAUGGUGGUUCUUGUGGUGGUGACUGCUGUCUUUACCUACAUAGCACUCUUACUGGUCCUAGCAAUAUGCUUGCUGUCAGAGAGUCAACGCUUGUACCUUCACUGGUGUCACAAGAUUGGGAUUUUUCUGGUAUUGAUCUUCAGUGUGGUGUCGAUUGGGGUUUUAUUUAAUCAGUGGGCCGAGGAGUGGACAACCUUCAUCCUCUCCUUUCAGGUGACCGCUCCCUACCUCCACAUCGGUGGAAGCGUGGCAAUGACCUUGCUGUCGUGGACAGUCUCUCUGCAUUUCGCCAGGAUAAACAAACCAGGUCUGAGAGCUAUGCUGUUGGGGCCAUACCUCGCUGUCCUCCUCCUGCUCUAUCUGCUGCCUCUCAGCUUGUACUCGCCCUGCAUCAAACAACAGGGGACUCUGGGCCCCCGACCAGCCAUCUAUGGACACAGAGGGGCCCCUAUGUUAGCGCCAGAGAACACGUUGAUGUCGUUUGAGAAAAGCAUAGAAAUGGGGACAGAUGGUCUGGAAACUGAUGUGACCAUAAGCUAUGAUGGAAUCCCGUUCCUAAUGCACGACCAAACUCUCCAGAGAACAACCAACAUCAGAGAGGUACUGCCCAACAACUCGACUCACAGCGCUGACAAGUUUCAUUGGGCAACCUUGGCCAGUCUGAAUGCCGGCAAGUGGUUUCUUAAGGAUGAUCCCUUCCAGUCUGUGCACCUGCUGUCGAAGGCGGGGCGGGGCAGGGCGGGUAACCAAUCGGUGUGCACACUGGCUGAGCUCCUGGGCCUGGCCGCCAGACACCAGCAGUUGGUGAUAUUUGACCUGAAAAAACCUCACAGGAGUCACCCACACACCAACACCUGGGUCACCACGACCAUCGAUGUGAUCAAGCGAUCCGGAAUCGACCACCGGCUGAUCCUGUGGCUGCCCAAUGAGUUGAGGACGACAGUACAAUACCUGGCUCCUGGAUUUGUUCAAGUAUUUGGUGGGAAGGAAAAGGUUGAGGUGCUUCAGAUGAAUAACGUCACAAUGGUCAACCUGCAUUACAGCCAAAUGUCCAGUGAGGAGAUCAGAAUCUAUGCUGCGGCCAAUAUCAGCACCAACCUGUUCACAGUGAGCGAGCCCUGGCUGUAUUCUCUCGUCUGGUGUAUGGGGGCUCACUCCGUCACCACUGAUGCUGCUCACAUCCUCAAGAGGAUUCAGCGACCAGCCUUCCUAAUGACUCCCAGACAAUACACCGCUAUGUGGCUCUCGACAGACCUGGUGUCCUGUGGCCUCAUCUCUCUGAUAUUUGUGUUCAACUGGUGGAGAGAGAAUGGGUUUCUCUGCUGUCCCCACCAACAGAUUUUAAGAAAGAACAGAAAUGACGGUAAUCUACAGACUGAAUUCUCCGUGCGGCCAAUCACCGGGAGAAUAGCGCCAGGAGAAGCCCAGAGCAACACCAUCACCAUGUAACAGGGACAGAGCAACACCCUCACCGACUGCCCUUCCCAAAGGUUAAAGGCAAUCGCUGUCUCACAGCCUGACAUACGUUUGCUGACAACACCACCAGUGGAGGCCUGUAACUCAGAGGUUAGAGCUCUCGCCUCGCCAGCCAGAGGCUUCCCGGGCAGGGAGAAACCAUAGAUUCCUUACUCCACGCACCUCUUUACCAGCAGUGAGUAGGAACCCCGUUGUCAGUCGAUUGAUGAAUUGUUUUUCCGGAGGUAAUAACCCG